This is a messenger RNA of Conger conger (European conger), 2163 nucleotides long. Its product is annotated as WD repeat and coiled-coil-containing protein-like. The record is from RefSeq and is a predicted model, not a curated record. The coding region runs from base 1 to 2163 and encodes 720 amino acids. The transcript has 3 exons. Gene Ontology annotation, molecular function: kinase binding. NCBI's taxonomy places the organism in Eukaryota, Metazoa, Chordata, Actinopteri, Anguilliformes, Congridae.
AUGGAUCUUGGGAAAGCAAAGCUCCCACGGACAGGCCUGAACACCCUACACCAGGCAAUCCACCCGGUGCAUGGAAUAGCAUGGACGGACGGAAAGCAAGUGUGCCUGACGUCUUUGUACUUUGCCAACGGAGACCUGCAGUUUGGUGACACCAACGUCAUCGGGCAGUUUGAGCACGUGCUUGGCCUGUACUGGGGUCCCCUCUGCUGCUCGGGGUCCCCGGCCCUGCUGGCGGUCGAGCACAAGAAGCAUGUGACGGUGUGGCAGCUGCAGCUCAGCUCCUUGGAGCAGAGCAAGCUGCUGUGCACGCAGACUUGCGAGACAAGUGAGCCCUUCCCCCUGCUCUCCCAGGGCUGCAUCUGGCACCCCAGGUCUGACAUCCUGGCCGUCCUGACCAAGCGCGACGCCUCGGUCCUCUUCUCCGUGCGUGUGGACAACCGCAGGGUACGGGCCGACAUCCGGGGAAACGACCCCAUCCACUGCGCCUGCUGGACGAGGGACGGGACGCGGCUGGUGCUGGCCAUCGGCACCACCCUCCACUCCUACAUCUGGAACGACAUCCAGAGGACGCUCACAGCCUGCACCUACUGCCCCCUGUUCGAUGUGGGGGGCUACAUCUGCGCCAUCGACUCUACUGAGCAGGCUCAGGUUGCGGUGGCGACCGAGCUACCGCUAGACAGAACCAACGUUGGUGGGGUGUGCAACGUCCCCUCUGACUCCGAGCCCCUACGCUCCCAGUUGCCCGUGUCGUUGCUGGAGGGCGAGUGGAGUCCAGACCCACGGAGGAGGUCUUUCGACUCUGAAAGGUUGUUCGCUUUCGGCUCUGUUUCCACACCUCCGUAUGGGUCAGACGACAUGGUGCACAUCCUUGCCAAGCACAGGAGGUCUGACCCCAGCCCCCUUCUCCACCUGAAGAGCAGAGACCACUCAGGAUCUAGCCAAGAGUCCUCUCACCUGGUCCUGGUGACGUAUGAGAGGAAAGUGACCACAGUCAGGAAAGUCAUCAUCCCUGGCAUCCUGGUCCCUGAUAUAUUGGCAUUUGAUGCCAGCGGACGGAUUGUGGCUGUGGCCUCCAACUCCUGCAACAUGGUGCUGGUGUAUGGCAUCAUGGCAGCUGCUGUGCCGAACAUGCAACAGAUCCAGCUGCAGAAGAAUGAGAGGCCCAAGGGGGUGUGCUUCCUAAAUGACCGUUCACUGCUCCUCAUGGUGGGGAAACAGAAGUCCGGCGAUCCCGCCUUCCUCCCUUCCUCCAACAACACGGAAAAAUAUGUCAUCAGGCUUGUGACCAAAGAGCUAAUUUACAAUGAGGGGGUGGGACCAUUGGCCACCAAAUGUUCGGAAUCUGAUAUGAAUUCAUACAGAAUUAGAAGGAAUUUCUCCAGGGAAGAGUCCCCAGGAAUAAAGGACCAUGCACCCCUUGAGGCAUCAGUGAUCCAGUCACCAAGAAUCAGGAGGAAGUCGAGUGCAGAGAUAAAGAAUGGCGACUCGGAAAGGAGUAGUUCCCACAACUCUCAGCGGGGGACCUCAACAUCGCCAAUUGCUGUCGAGAACUUUGACAUGGAUCACAUCAAGCGGAUGGCAAGCCUGGCAGCAGCUGGCCAGGUUGGCAAGGACCCCAGCUCGGCUGGGCCACCUCGGUUGGAGGUACUAGACAGGAUGCACUCAGACGCCACCCAGCCGAGGGACAGCUGCCUGCCAAAAGAGAGGGCACUGGAUGAGCUGUCCCAGAAAAUAGAGAAACUUUUCACCAGGUUCACAGAGCUGCAGCAAUGUCUGUCUGAAAUUACAGACUUCACUCGCAACGGGAGGAAGUUCACAAGGAACUACCCUUUACCCCAGGAUCCUCCCUUUGUAAAUAUAACGUGUCAGAAGCAGCUUUCUGAGAAUGUGUUCAUCGAUGAGAGGCGAUCUGUCCUACUCUGUGAGAACAAGCUCCACCUGGGUGUGGUCCGAGACCUCUUCAACCUUUCUGUCGUGGAGAUGAUGCAUGGCCCGCUUUGGAUCAUUCUUGUCGAGGACGCCGAAGGAUUUGUACCACUGAAUUUCAUACCCGACAGCGAGCUCACUGUGAGGAAUGGGAAGCGGAAAAUGGCAGACAGUUUUCCCCGUGAGGCAGAAGUGCCAAGUCCAGCUGGGCCUGACUCCCAAAGCGCCGAUACCUGA